This is a messenger RNA of Silurus meridionalis, 3023 nucleotides long. It is a transcript of the gene myo3a, whose product is annotated as myosin IIIA. The record is from RefSeq and is a predicted model, not a curated record. The transcript has 20 exons. Gene Ontology annotation, molecular function: ATP binding; cytoskeletal motor activity; protein binding. NCBI's taxonomy places the organism in Eukaryota, Metazoa, Chordata, Actinopteri, Siluriformes, Siluridae. The coding region runs from base 130 to 2838 and encodes 902 amino acids. Gene Ontology annotation, cellular component: myosin complex.
AAGAACACAGUGACAGAGCAUCUGCAGAAGCGCUACGCCAACGAGCAGAUCUACACGUAUGUGGGAGACAUCCUUAUCGCAGUCAACCCCUUCCACGAGAUCAAUCUCUACACUCCUGAGCACUCAAAGAUGUAUAUCGGUGCCAAGCGUCCGGUGAAUCCUCCGCACAUAUUUGCCAUCGCUGACGUCGCCUACCAGUCCAUGGUGUCCUCCAACGCUGACCAGUGUAUAGUAAUCAGUGGAGAAAGUGGAGCCGGGAAGACAGAAAGCGCUCACCUCCUGGUCCAGCAGCUCACCGCCCUUGGCAAGGCCAACAACCGGACUCUCCAAGAGAAGAUCCUGCUUGUGAACAACCUUGUCGAGGCAUUCGGAAACGCCUGCACGGUCAUCAAUGAUAACUCCAGCCGCUUUGGGAAAUAUUUGGAGAUGAAGUUUACAAGUGGAGGAACGGUGGUGGGAGCACAGAUCUUUGAAUACCUGCUGGAGAAAUCCCGUGUGAUUCACCAGGCUGCCGGAGAGCGUAAUUUCCACAUUUUCUACUACAUCUACGCUGGCCUGGCCGAGAGAAAGAAGCUGGCUCACUACAAGCUCUCCGACAAUACCACUCCAAAGUACCUUCAGAACGAAAACAUCAAGCUUGUGCCUGACAUUGUAGGCAACGAAUCCUACAAGGAGCAGUUCGAAGCGGUGGAGCAGUCUUUCAAAGUCAUCGGCUUUACCCUCGAGGAGCUGGGAAGCGUGUACAGCAUUGUGGCAGCCAUCUUGAACACCGGAGAUAUCGAGUUCGAUUCAGUGGCUACGGAGCAUCAAACUGACAAAAGCAACAUUGCUAACAUGGCCGUGUUAGAGACUGCUGCCACAUUGCUGUGUAUCCGUUCGGAUGAGCUAAGGGAGGCUCUGACUUCGCACUGCGUGGUGGCUCGGGGUGAAACCAUCGUCCGGCCCAACACGGUCGAGAAAGCCACAGAGGUGCGGGACGCCAUGAGCAAAGCUCUGUACGGACGCCUUUUCAGCUGGAUCGUCAACCGCAUCAACACCCUGCUGAGACAAAAUAACCAGACUGAAGAGGAAGACAAGGAGCAAAACAUCGGCAUCCUGGACAUCUUCGGCUUCGAGAACUUCAAGCGUAACUCUUUCGAGCAGCUCUGCAUCAACAUCGCCAAUGAGCAGAUUCAGUUCUACUUCAAUCAGCACAUAUUCGCCUGGGAGCAGGACGAGUACCUGAACGAGGGCGUUGACGUCCGAGUGAUUGAGUAUGAGGACAACCGACCCCUGCUGGACCUUUUCCUGCAGAAGCCCAUGGGCAUGCUGUCACUGCUGGAUGAGGAGAGCAGGUUCCCCCAGGCCACCGAUCAGACCCUUGUGGAAAAAUUUGAGGACAACCUUAAAUCUAAAAACUUCUGGAGACCAAUGAGGGUUGAUCUUGGCUUUGGAAUCACCCACUAUGCUGGAAAGGUGAUCUAUAACACUUCCGGGUUCCUGGCUAAGAACCGAGACGCUCUUCCUGCUGACAUCAUCCUGCUGUUGAGGUCUUCAGAGAAUGAGCUGAUCAGCAAACUCGUCACUAAUCCACUUACUAAAACAGGUAAUUUAGCUCACACAAAUGGAAAGGGGACAGAGUCACGUCCGCGGUCUCCUCAGCGCUCUUUAAACAUCGUCAAGAUGGAACUGCUGAUGUUGUACAAACUCCUGUCAGUCAGUGAGGGGGAGAACGGUGCAGAAAGCAUUCAUCAUCCCCGUGAGACCACCAACAUGAGAACGCAGACCGUGGCCUCCUAUUUCAGAUAUUCACUGAUGGACCUGCUUUCGAAGAUGGUGGCCGGACAGCCGCACUUCGUCCGCUGUAUCAAACCCAAUAACGACCGGCAGGCUCAAAAGUUUGACAGGGAAAAGGUGCUGAUUCAGCUGCGCUACACCGGCAUCCUGGAGACGGCUAAGAUCCGCAGACAGGGCUACUCUCACCGCAUCCUCUUCGAAAACUUCGUCCAGAGAUACUACACGCUGGCUUUCCGUGUGAACGAGGAGCCGGCCGUCAGUCCUGAGACAUGUGUAGCUAUCCUGGAGAAAGCCAAGCUGGAGAACUGGGCUCUGGGCAAAACAAAGGUCUUUCUGAAGUAUUAUCACGUAGAGCAUUUGAACCAGAUGGUCAGGAGAAACAUGGACUUGAUCGUGCUGUUGCAGGCGUAUGUAAGAUGUUGGCUGGCUGUCAAAAACUACCGAAUUACUUUGGGGAAGAGAGCUCAGAGUGCUGUACUCCUGCAGUCAGUAUGCCGAGGAUAUCUGGCGAGGAAGAAGUACAAAGAGUUAGUGGAUGAGAAGAACAAAGCUGCUACAGAGAAUGAAGAGAAUACAGGAGAGGCGAAAGAGGACAAGUCCGACCAAGAGGGCGGCGCCAAACAUUCCGAGAAUAUUGAAGAAAAUGCCCCUCCGUCUGCAGAUCAACCUGAAGGUGCAUCACCAGGAGAAGAUUCUGCACCGAACGAGGAAGUAAACCCCGAGCAGGAGGCCAAAGCAGCUACAGUUAUCCAGAGCAAUUAUAGAGGAUACAAAGAACGCAAGCGGCUUCAAGAGGAAGGGCAGCUCCCAGUGACGGAGAAGAAAGACGCAGUUUCCCAAACUGAAGAAAUUCCUUCUGAAGAAGAGAAGGCAGCAGAGGCAGAAAAAGAGGGUCAAAAUGAUGGCCCUAAAGAUGCACCAGGAGCUGAAGAGAAAACAGCAGAAGAGUCGAAUCAAGAAAACCCUGAGACGGAGAAAGAACCAACAGAAAAUACAUCUGAAGGACAGAACGGAGAGGAAGAAAAGAGAAGAGGUCCAAGACGCCGAGUCAAAGCCAAAUGAGGACGAGCAAGCACAGAUAGAGAACUUUGAAAGCUUUUCCAUGCAUAUAAACAACGUCUCUCAGGACUUCCUGACGCUACAACAUAAGCUGAAUCAGAUCAUCAUGGCUCAUCAUAUCAACCCAACCAGCAACGGCAUGUUUACAAGAGGACAGGCUACGAACGGGUCUACAGGGAACGAUCAAC